Molecule: messenger RNA, 654 nt
Organism: Hibiscus syriacus
Lineage: Eukaryota; Viridiplantae; Streptophyta; Magnoliopsida; Malvales; Malvaceae
Product: eukaryotic translation initiation factor 2A-like
Exons: 7
Coding region: 261-599 (112 amino acids)
Biological process (GO): translational initiation
Cellular component (GO): cytosolic small ribosomal subunit
Molecular function (GO): translation initiation factor activity; mRNA binding; ribosome binding
Source: RefSeq, a predicted model, not a curated record
UCUGAUGAAGUUGUUGCAUGCCGACUUGCUACAAAUGAAAUACAGUUUUUUGAUCCUGCAGAUUUCUCUAAAGGAAUUUUGCAUUGGCUAAGAAUUCCUGGGGUUGCUGCGGUGGAGCUAUCCAAGGAUCCUGGGUGCCAUGUGGCAGCAUUUGUUCCAGAAUCUAAGGCAUUCUGGGACUUUGUACAUAAAAAGCAGCUGGAACAACUAGGGCUGAAUGUUCGGUAACAAGUGAGUGGUCUGCGGAUGGACGCUAUUUCAUGACUGCAACGACAGCUCCCAGACUCCAAGUUGACAAUUGUAUUAAAGUUUUUAACUACAAUGGAUCGCUGUUCUUUAAGAAGAUGUUUGACAAGUUGUUCCAGGCUGAUUGGAAGCCGGAGUCACCCGAAAAGUUAGGCGAAAUUGCCGAGCUUAUAAAGUCAGUUGAUUCCAUGAAGAUUGAAGAAACCAAAUCACAAGGACAAGGGUCAACCUCCAAAAAGCCUGCACCGGCCAACCCUCCUGCAAAGAAGCCUGCUGCUUAUCGUCCUCCACAUGCUAAGAAUGCAGCUGCAGUUCAGGCAGAAUUGUUGGCGGGAGUGCUACAGGAGAGAUGAGCAAGAAUGCACUCAAAAACAAGAAGAGAGAAAAACAGGAGGAGAAGAGAGCUGC